GGGUGAGAGGGCACCAAACCUCCUCGCUAUAUUUCUUCCGCUGAGAUUUUGUGAUUUUGAUAAUAAAUAAAUAAAUAAAAAUGCACCGACCACUGAGCACAACCCGACCAAUCCAAGAACAAAAGGAAGACGAUGCAUUUAUGUUUUUUCUAAAAAGAAGAAGAAAAGGAAGAACAACAAAAAACUUCUUAAAUUCUUUGCUAAGGAUUGAUCGAUUCAUCAAGAAAUAUCAUCUUCUCGGUCCCCGCUUGAGUCAAUCCAACUAGGAACUAAUCUGCUCAAGGGGGGGACAUAAAUACGUUACAGCCUCUUCCUAGGAUGACAAUUGAAAACGUUAAACAUAGUAAUAAAGAAAGGAAUCCAAGGAAGAGCAAUGGAUUUGGGGUUAAUGAGAAGUCGCCGCUGUUGCCUAGUAAGAACGAGGAAGGUUCCGGGUUCGAUGAGUUCAAUGGGGCUUCUUUUAGCGGAGCUGUUUUUAAUUUGUCAACCACUAUUGUUGGGGCUGGAAUUAUGGCAUUACCUGCAACUAUGAAAGUUUUGGGUCUUAUCUUGGGGGUCGCUGUGAUCAUAAUCAUGGCAUUCCUGACAGAAGCUUCAAUUGAGUUUUUGCUAAGGUUUAGUAGGACUGCUAAAUCAACUUCUUAUGGAGCUGUUAUGGGGGAUGCGUUUGGGAAGUACGGGAAAAUGAUGCUCCAAAUAUGUGUCAUGAUCAACAAUGUUGGUGUGCUUGUUGUCUACAUGAUUAUCAUAGGUGAUGUGCUUUCUGGAACAACCGAAAGUGGAGUUCAUCACAAUGGUGUUCUGGAAGGGUGGUUUGGGAUGCACUGGUGGAAUGGGAGAUUCUUUGUCCUUUUGGUUACUACUAUUUGCAUAUUUGCACCACUGGCUUGCUUAAAACGCAUAGAUUCAUUAAAAUUUACAUCUGCACUGUCAGUUGCACUGGCUGUUGUUUUCCUUGUUGUGACUGUGGGAAUAACCGUAUACAAGAUUAUAAAUGGAACUAUUGUGAAGCCCAGAUUGCUUCCAGAUGUUUAUGAUCUGACUUCAUUUUUAAGGCUAUUCACUGUAGUCCCUGUCCUUGUCACAGCUUAUAUCUGCCACUAUAAUGUUCAUACCAUUGACAAUGAACUCGAGGACAACACACAGAUAAAAGCAGUGGUUAGGGCCUCACUCACGCUUUGCUCAAGUGUCUAUGUAUUAACAAGCAUCUUUGGAUUCCUCUUGUUCGGCGAUGAAACUCUUGAUGAUGUUCUUGCAAACUUCGACACUGAUCUUGGAAUCCCAUUUGGUUCUGUUCUCAAUGACAUUGUCCGUGUCAGCUAUGUUGCACACUUAAUGCUGGUCUUUCCUAUCGUCUUCUAUCCAUUGAGGCUCAACUUGGAUGGUUUGAUCUUCCCAUCUUCAAGGCCUUUGGUGCUUGAUAAUGCGAGGUUCGGAUUGGUUAGUGGUGGGCUUAUAUCUGUCAUCUUCCUGGGUGCAAAUUUCAUUCCCAGCAUUUGGGAUGCUUUCCAGUUCACAGGAGCAACGGCUGCUGUUUGUGUUGGGUUCAUAUUUCCUGCUGCUGUUACGCUUAGGGAUAGGUAUGGCAUAUCAACAAGAAAGGAUAAGAUAUUAUGUACCUUUAUGAUAGUCCUGGCAGUGUUAUCAAAUCUGAUCGCUAUAUACAGCGACGCCUAUGCGUUGUUUAAGAAGAAAGCAUUGGUGCCCGCAUGAUUGCAGAUACGUGAUCAUAUAAUAUACCGAGUAUAUAUUUGUAUAGGGAAAGUAGCAAUUUUUAUUGGAACUGAUGAUGAUUUUGAAUAAAGAUGAAUAUGCAUUCUGCUCAAUAUUGAGCUGAGCAGACAGCAGUGCUACCAAAAAUGCAUGUAUGUAGUAGAGUUUGUUUUGUAUUAUUAGAAGGUUGCAAUGUACUAAUAAAAAAUGGAGUAUUUGUUAGUUAAUUGCGCAUUAUCAUUCAAGUAUC
Molecule: messenger RNA, 1963 nt
Organism: Cuscuta epithymum
Lineage: Eukaryota; Viridiplantae; Streptophyta; Magnoliopsida; Solanales; Convolvulaceae
Source: the annotation of a GenBank genome assembly